UCUGUUUUUCCGGAAUAAUUCCGAAAUUUCGCUAGGUCUAUCAUUAAGUAAGUAUGACCUUCAAAAUUACACAUCUGUUAUAUUAUAAUUUACAUCAAACCUCCUUCCCAUAAAACACCAAACGUAAUUUAAAUACAAUUAUCAAAAGAAAAAAACUAAAUGUCAGUCAAUCCGUCACGGAGCCACCAUUUAACGUCUUAUUUCACUAAAUUAUCGACCAAAUUCAAGUAAAAUGGACUGACACAGAAAUUUCUCAAUUCGGGAACCCCAAACCCACUCAUGUUCGCUAUUCUCGAAACAAUUUAUACUAUUAAAGUGUUAAGGGGGUUCCCGGCACAUCUAAAAAAUAGUUGCAGCUUUAUUGUAGACAGGAUACCUGUAUUAUGCCAAGACAUUAGGAGUUAUUCAGACACACCGAAGAGUGAUAGUAAGAAAGCUGUGGUCAAAGUACAAGGCACAGACACCGAGCAGCGACUCCGCGUGCGUCUAGCCCGACCGUCGGAUGUGCCGCGAGUGUUGAAGUUCGUUCGCGAGCACGUUCGCGUUUGGCCUGGCCCGCUCGCACCUAAUAAUCUUGUUUUGGAUGACUACGUUGCUAGGACUUUAGCUCAAGGGCAUUCUAUGCUAGCAGAGCAGACUCCAAACGCAACCCGCUCUGAAAUCCUCGGCCUAGCUCUCGCCGCGGCUAUAUGUUCCUGGGACGCCGAUAUCCUAGAGCGUUGGGCAAGCUGUCUACGAUGUACGCGUUCAAAACGUCUGAUCAAUUUCUCGGCGCACUGCCUGAGGGCGCCGAAGUUACAUGAGAAUUAUGGAGUGGAGAGAAUCUUGCAGGUGACCCUAAUAGUGCCGCCGGACAAGCCGAAGAGUGCAGAAAUAGCCCAGGCUUUAGCCAAGAAUGCCAUCAAGCGUGGGAAAGACGCCGGGUUUCCGCUGGUACGGUUUGACAUCACUAAAGAUUCUGAUGCAAAAUCUUUGGAAGAACUUAAUCUGAAGAAGGAAUGGUUCGUCUCAUACAAGAUUAUUGACGUCGCUCUAAAAGAGGAUGCCCAAGGAUGCAAAAAGGACACUAAUAAGAAUGAAACAAGUAACGUGUCUUCUAGUAACUUCGUGUCUGUAUACACCGCCAAACCAUAGAGUCACAGAUGACCUCCGAUGGAGUAAGCAAAUGAACCCAGAUGAAAUCAGCAAGGAUUUCUACAGCAAUGCACAACGGAAAUCUGCGUAAAUUAAUAGCCACCAAUUAUUUGGUGGCUUGGUGACGGUUUGCUAAUAAAUCCCUUUUUUAUAA
Molecule: messenger RNA, 1288 nt
Organism: Cydia pomonella (codling moth)
Lineage: Eukaryota; Metazoa; Arthropoda; Insecta; Lepidoptera; Tortricidae
Exons: 6
Coding region: 280-1134 (284 amino acids)
Source: RefSeq, a predicted model, not a curated record